Molecule: messenger RNA, 3648 nt
Organism: Mya arenaria
Lineage: Eukaryota; Metazoa; Mollusca; Bivalvia; Myida; Myidae
Product: tRNA pseudouridine synthase Pus10-like
Exons: 18
Coding region: 115-1857 (580 amino acids)
Biological process (GO): tRNA pseudouridine synthesis
Molecular function (GO): pseudouridine synthase activity; RNA binding
Source: RefSeq, a predicted model, not a curated record
CGGCUACAUUCAUGCUGAGUUGGCAAAAAAUACUCUUACACAUGUGUGACCCACACACACAAUCACACACACACACACACACUGACUUAGUCCAAGUCUUCAACUGCAAUAAACAUGUUUACAUCAGAGAAAGCAUUGUUGGGGGAGAUAGCAAAUGAGUUAUCCAGUUGUGGUUGUUGUUCGAGGUGUACCAUGCGAUACCUUGGUGACAAAGACAUGCACACAUACAGAGGCAACUACAAGGAUAUGGCUGAAAUGGUGCAGGACAUCAGAGGCAAAUCUUCUGUCGAGCAGCCAGAUAUAGAUAAAAAUGGGAAAACAGUUGACACUAGUGAAACUACAAAUAAAUGUGACAUAGACUCUCAGAAAAGUGUUUCCAAUUCAACUAACACACCAAUGGAGACAGAUGACAGUUCUAACUGUAAAACUGACAGUGCUUUUGAGCUAAAUGGUAAUGGUGAAGACUGUGAUACCGCAGAUGGCAGUAAAUCAAAUACACAAAGCCACUCUUCAAAUACCAGUUCUGCCUGUGUGAUAUGUCUAGGAAUCCUGGAGCAGUUUGCAGAGGAGAAAUUUCUCAAUAAGAUGAAAGAGGAUAUUGACCUGGAGGGUUUCAAGUACAAAGAGUACAUGUGUUCCCUGAUGGUUCCAGUGUGCAUCAUACUAAGGGAGCGUGCAAUAUUGCUGCAUUUGAAAGAGAAGUUUAGGACAGUUUAUGGUGAUAAGACAGACAUGGACAUAGCCCCCAUUAAGGAUGUAUGGAAGUGGAGGAACGGUCCUCUCCUCACUGAUCUGCUAGGCGCUCCUUUCAGUCCAAAGAGCAUGUUUGAUAUCACAAUGACAUUUGACUACACGGAGUCAAACAAGGAGUGCACUUUUCUCCUGAGUUCCAGCUGCAGUGAGAUGUUUGUGAAGCGCAAACAUGACAGGCGCUUCCGUAAGAAGCUGGCCCAGUCCCUCUACACACGAGCCAAUGUUGGCAAGGCCUUAGACAAACUCUCAGAUGACGAGUUCAGGAAGAGCUACCAGUGUCCUCCACUUGCGCCCAAAGCAGCGAUCUCCUGUGAUAUCAAGUGCCAGAAUGAAAAUGUGUUUGUUGCAGGUCGUUACAACAAGUACAGUCGUGAGUUAAGCCAGACCCCGUGGUUGAUAGACGGUGUUCGGCGAUCCGAGUCUUCUGUGGAGGAGCUGCUUUGUGGACCAAUCAACAAGCACUUCAGGCCAGAUGAACAGAAGUUUUCAUCCUCAGGCCGUGAAGACGUGGAUGUGCGAAUGUUGGGAAAUGGUCGGCCGUUUGUGUUGGAGCUGAUUAACCCUCGAUGUCGAAACUUCUCCUCAGAACAAAUGGCCAAGAUGCAGCAGGACAUAAAUACCUCAACUGAAGACAUCAAAUGCAGAGAUCUUCAGAUUGUACCCAAGGAGGAGACUGAAGUAUUGAAACAGGGUGAAAUAGACAAGGUGAAGUGGUACAGGGCCCUCUGCUGGUCUGAACAGCCUGUCUCCCAACAACAUCUAGAUACACUUAACAGCACCAAGGAAUUGAAGAUAUUGCAGAAGACACCAAUACGCGUCCUACACAGACGGCCUCUAGCUACGCGAGACAAGCUCAUUCACAGCAUGUCAGCGACACGUGUGGAUGACACACACUUUAGUGUAGACCUCUCCACCCAGGCUGGAACCUACAUCAAGGAGUUUGUGCACGGGGACCUGGGUCGCACGAGACCAAACCUUUCCAUCAUCCUUGGCAUUGAUGUUGAUAUACUGGACCUGGAUGUAACGGCUAUUGAACUUGAUUGGCCAAAGGCAGUGGACCAGGACCGAGAACAAGAAUUGCAAAAACCACAGACAGAUACUUGAGGGGGAGAAAGGGCUGCAUCUUAAGAGGUUCAGGCCAAAGAGAAAACCUCCUUUCAUUAUUAUUUGUAUUUGACUGUUAGUGUAUAUAUUUCCUUGAAGGGAAUAAGAAAUGUUAAAUAAUUGCCAAAUACAAGUAAAUGUUGUUCAUCAUGAAAUGUGUUACCAUCAACUUAUAAAGUAUCAUAAAAAAUGUCUAACUUUGUUUCGACUCCAUUGUAUGAUUUUAUGGAUUUUGAAAAAUGCCAUUUAAACUGACAAAAAUCAGAUUGGCCUACACUAGAUGAUACAGCACUGACCAUGUCUUUGUCUGCUACAGUAUUGCCAUAUAGAGACCAAGUUUCCAUUCUUUUCUGGGACCAAUUUCAAAGUAUUGUGUUUUUAAGAAAUAAGUCUUCUUUCUGACCCUCUGACAUACAUAUAUUCAUCCAAAAUAUCAACCAUUUCAAGUUCAUAUUAUAACAGUUGAAUGAAAUGCAACAAUAUUACUCUAGAUUUAUAUAACCGAGCAUUGUCCAUAUAUGUAAACCAGGCUUCUAAAAUCGAAUCUGCUUCCCCCAGUAUUACAAAAUACUCCUUAAUCUCCAUCUCCCUCCUGUUUCCACAUACCACUCUGGUGUUAUUCAAAAUUUUUAAUGUUUUUGAAAAGUGCACUGUUUUACAUGACUGUAUGUUUUAUGUUGAUGUCAACAAUCCCCAAUAUUCUGAAAGAAACGAAAUGAUUGGGCCAACAAUGUACAGCAGUUGUACCUCAGAAAUAAAUUAUUUUAUGUAAAGUUAAUGCCUUCAUUAGAGGUCAUAUAAUAAUAAUAAUAAUAAUAAAAAUAAUCAGAAUGUAUUUUUCUUACAUGCAAGGUCAUUCUCAGUUAAAAUAAGACUUAAGUAUUUUCUUCAUAUUGGAACCAGUUCUUAGAUGGAGACGUACAAUAUUACGAUUUGCAUGUGCUGCAUGGGUAAUGUCCUAUAUGGACUGUAUACUUAACAUACUUUAAGCCAUACCAAAAUACACUCUGGGUAAAGAAAAACGCAACCAAAUAUUGUCAUCUACGGUAUCCAUUAUGUCUGAUCAAUUUAUAAUGUAAAUAUUUAUAUUAUUAGUAAAUCCUAUGCAUCGUUCGAUGGCGUCAUAACACCAAAGCGUUUCAUGUGUCGCUAUCCGUCAAAUUGUGUCAAAAUAAAAGAAAUAUACGUGCACCAAUUACAGGGUGUAAUAAUCCGCUAAUACAAAACUGCUUCUAACGAAAGCCAUACACAAGUUACAGGUUUUUCAUCGAAGUGUUCAUUCAUAAUGAGGUCAUGAGAUAUUGGUGGCUUAUAUACACGGAAACAGACAAUAUAUGGAAGGUGACGAUGAGAGCAUGAGAUAUUAAUGACUGUCAAUAGACCUCUGAGCUUUGGAGCAACAAAAAAAUGCACAAUAAUAUAAGUAGAUCAUUAUCGAAUGGAUAUUUAGACUGGCGCAUAUGAUUUUACACAAUAUGCAAUAUUGCAUUUGAGGACAAACAUUGCUUUAAUUUGCUGAGAUCCAUUUUUAGCUCACCAGAGCACAAAGUGCUCAAGGUGAGCUAUUAUAAUCGGUCUUUGUGAGACGUCCAUCCAUCAGUUAGUCAGUCUGUCCUUCCGUCUGUCCGUCAACAAUUGCUUAAAAAACAUCUCUAAAACUACCUGGCCAAAAUCAAUGAAAAUUCACAGAAAGCUUCCUUGGGUGACCCUCUACAAAAAUACAACAAUGGGUCACGAUUGAUCAACAACAACUACAACAAAAUGGCCAACUUCAUGUUUUGCUUAAAAAAC